AUGCACAUUUUACAUUGUUUUGCAACUGAUAAUUUGCCAAUUAAAUUGUAUAUCAGCGGAUCAGCGGGCGUUGGAAAAAGCACAUUGAUCAACGCAAUUUAUAAUUUAUUAUUAAAUUAUUUCGAGGAUAUACCAGGUGAAAAGAACAAUGCAGUGAAAAUUUUAAUAUGCGCACCUUCAGGAAAAGCAGCAUUUUUGAUAGGUGGCGUAACGUUACACACUGCUUUUGCAUUACCGAUAAAUCAGUAUGCCGGACAAAUGCCAGAACUAUCUGCCGACGUGGCAAAUACUAUUCGAGAAAAAUUAUUUGAAUUGAAGUUGUUAAUUAUAGAUGAAAUAUCGAUGGUGGGUAGUACAAUGUUUACUCGAAUAGAUACUAGACUAAGACAGAUAAUGGGUCGUGAUAGAAGCUUUGGAGGAGUUUCUGUUCUUAUGGUUGGCGAUCUUUAUCAAUUACCACCGGUUAUGGAUACUGCUAUUUAUUCCUGUCCGAAAUCGUGCAAGUUGAGCGUAUUUUCUGAAAAUGUUCUAUGGAAUCAAUUUGAGUUUUUUGAGUUAACAGAAAUAAUGAGACAAAGGGAAGAUAAAAGUUUUAUUGAAGCUCUUAACAACAUUGCUAGAGGAACAAUGUCUGAAAAGGAUAUUGCUUUAAUCAAGUCGAGAGAAUCGACACAGGAAUACGUCCCUAAAGAUGCAAUCAGAUUAUAUACUGAUAAUCGCUCAGUUGAUAAUUAUAACAAAUUAAAAAUAGAUCGCGAAGAUGGCACAGCUUAUGAAUAUAAAGCAAAAGAUACAAUUUUAGGAAAAGUCAAUAGUAAGUUGCGAAACAAAUUACUUACAUCAAUUAAAAAUAAAAAAAGAACAGAAUGUUGUGGCUUGGCUUACAAAUUAUUACUAAAAAUUGGUAUUAAAUAUAUGGUAGUUACUAAUAUAGAUGUUGAGGAUGGAUUAGUUAACGGAGCAUGUGGCAUAUUAAGGAAAAUAACGUUUAAACAAGGUACAGAAGAACCGAUUAUAAUAUGGCUAGAUUUCAAUAAUAAUAGAAUUGGUAUGGACAACGAAGACCAUACGUGA
Molecule: messenger RNA, 1074 nt
Organism: Vollenhovia emeryi
Lineage: Eukaryota; Metazoa; Arthropoda; Insecta; Hymenoptera; Formicidae
Product: ATP-dependent DNA helicase PIF1-like
Exons: 1
Coding region: 1-1074 (357 amino acids)
Biological process (GO): telomere maintenance; DNA repair
Molecular function (GO): DNA helicase activity; ATP hydrolysis activity
Source: RefSeq, a predicted model, not a curated record